CUGAGAUAUUUAAACUGUUCUUAUCUGCCGAAAGGGAUUGAGAAGCUUUUUUCAAUAUUCUUUCCGGUGUAGCCUACGUUAGGUCAGAGGGUUCUGCAAACAGAACUUGCCAGACGUGCAUUAACGACCACUUGAAAACAUUGAUUGCGCACUGCUUAGUUUGUCGUCAUCGGUGUGUCAGUUUUAAUUCUGACCAGUAGGUGGGACUUGAUGCUCGGUGCACGGACUUCUCAUUUCCUCGUCUCUGUUCGUAAUGCUAUUGCUCCAAGUCUCAGAGCAGUGCGGAAACAACCUGGAGCUAAGCGGCUAACAGCAGCAGAAGACGCGGUAACCCGUACAAUGCAGUCUCGAGAGGAAGACAGACCGGGAGUAUUUAUUUUUCAGCCACUUUUGCUCUAACGGAGUAUUUUUUUUUCUUUAUCGAUAUUUUUUAUGGCCUCGAAUAUAUCGACACGCGACAGCAUUCGCAUUAAUUUGACAUACCUCCACACUCAUUAACACGCCCGCGCGCACAUACACACAAACAUCAUCACACCGUACAUACAGACACAUUGAAGACACACGACACACAUAAAUUUACAAUUAGAUACCAGUGGAUACUCAACUCUUUUCUGGCACCGGAGACCAUGGAUCUAUCCUUCUGUACACCCAAGAUUUGCUGGUGGAGGGUAUUGUUGCUCUUAAGCAUCUUUCAGGACUAUCUGAGCUCCAUGCUGGACUGCCCGCCAACCUGCAGCUGUUCCCCAACCGAGAUCUACUGCAAUAAGUCCGACAAUGGGAAAUUCUUCCCUUUGCUGGCGCUGCAAGACACCGGGACUAACGGAAAUAACAGCAACAACAUUCAAGACCUCUUCAAGAACAUCACAUCCAUACACAUAGAGAACUGGACGGGGUUACAGACGUUGAAAGACGUGGAUAUGGAGCUGUACACCGGACUGCAGAGGCUAACAAUCAUGAACUCCAACCUGCGGCAGAUCCAGGCGCGAGCUUUCUCCCAGAACCCACACCUGCGCUACAUAAACCUGUCCAAGAACCCACUGACGAUGCUGUCAUGGCAACUCUUCCAGAAUCUGCAGCUGUCUGAACUGCGGCUGGAUGACGUGGUGUUCGAGUGCGGCUGUGACGUGCGCUGGAUCCAGCUGUGGCAGCAGAGGAGAGUCGCCGGGCUCCACAGACAGCAGCUGCAGUGCUACAGCGGUGCCUCCCGCAUCCCGCUGCGCAGCAUGAACAUCUCCCUCUGCGACCUCCCGCGGAUCACCGUGACUCACCGGAACGUGACCGUGGUGGAGGGGGCCAACAUCACGGUCGCCUGCAACGGUUCGGGGUCGCCCCUCCCGGAGGUGGACUGGACCGUGGGGGGACUUCACUCCAUCAACACUCACCAGUCCAACGUGGACUGGCCCAGUGUGCACUCCAUCAACCUGACCCUGGUGAACAUGAGCCGGGAGGACAACGGCUUCGUCCUGACCUGCAUCGCCGAGAACGUGGUGGGCAUGAGCAACGCCUCCAUCCACCUGACCGUGCAGUUCCCUCCCACCAUUCUGAAGCUGGAAGAGCCGAAGAGGCGCCACGACACCUGCAUGGAGUUCACCGUUUGGGGGUACCCCGUCCCCACCCUGCGCUGGAUCUACAAGGGCAAAGAUCUCCCGCAGGGCGAGUUCGUCCGAGCCGAAAUGGACGUCUACCAGGACCUGAUAGAGGGCUGCCUGACCUUUGCCAACCCCACACACCACAACAACGGCAACUACACCCUGGUGGCCAGCAACUCCCUCGGCACCACCACUCGGAGCGUGUACGGGCACUUCCUGCACGCCCCCUUCGACGAAGACGAGUCACCCACUCCUCCUCUUAGCGGGACUCACCAGUCGGACGAGGACACGUUUGGGGUGUCCAUCGCAGUCGGACUUGCCGGAUUUGCUUGUGUGCUCCUCCUCGUCCUGUUUGUUCUCAUCAACAAAUAUGGCAGACGCUCCAAGUUCGGGAUGAAAGGUCCCGUAGCUGUGAUAAGUGGUGAGGAGGACUCGGCCAGCCCGCUGCACCACGUCAAUCACGGCAUCAUCAGCCCGUGCUCGCUGGACGCCGGCCCGGACGCCGUGGUCAUCGGCAUGACCCGCAUCCCCGUGGUGGAGAACCCGCAGUACUUCAGACAUGGGCACAACUGCAACAAACCUGCCACCUAUGUCCAGCACGUGAAGCGGAGAGACAUCGUGCUGAAGAGGGAGCUGGGCGAGGGGGCCUUUGGGAAGGUGUUCCUGGCAGAGUGCUACAACCUCAGCCCCACUAAGGACAAGAUGCUGGUGGUGGUCAAGACGCUGAAAGACCCCACGCUGGCGGCCAGGAAGGAUUUCCAGAGGGAGGCGGAGCUCCUCACCAACCUGCAGCACGAGCACAUCGUCAAGUUCUACGGCGUGUGCGUGGACGGAGACCCGCUCAUCAUGGUGUUCGAGUACAUGAAGCACGGGGACCUCAACAAGUUCCUCAGAGCUCACGGCCCUGACGCUAUGAUCCUGGUGGACGGGCAGCCCCUGCAGUCCAACGGGGAGCUGGGCCUGUCCCAAAUGCUUCACAUCGCCACUCAGAUCGCCUCCGGCAUGGUGUACCUGGCAACCCAGCACUUUGUGCACCGCGACCUGGCGACCCGCAACUGCCUGGUGGGCAACGGCCUGCUGGUGAAGAUCGGCGACUUCGGCAUGUCCAGAGACAUCUACAGCACCGACUACUACCGCGUGGGAGGGCAGACGAUGCUGCCCAUUCGCUGGAUGGCGCCGGAGAGCAUCAUGUACAGGAAGUUCAGCACGGAGAGCGACGUGUGGAGUUUCGGAGUCAUCCUCUGGGAGAUUUUCACCUAUGGGAAACAGCCGUGGUACCAGCUGGCCAAUAACGAGGUGAUCGAGUGCAUCAUGCAGGGCCGUGUGCUGGAGAGGCCCCGGAUCUGCCCCAAGGAGGUGUACGACAUCAUGCUGGGCUGCUGGCAGAGGGAGCCGCAGCAGCGGCUGAACAUCAAGGACAUCCAGAAGAUUCUGUACGCCAUGGGCAAGGCCACGCCCGUCUACCUGGACAUCCUGGGCUGAGCGCUCGCCAGGAGCGGAACGCCGGGCGACGAACCCGGAAAACCCCAGGAAGAGCCAAACGAGGCGCUCCACUGUCUCACUUUCAGGAUGGCGAUGGACACAAGUGCCUGCGACGCGUUUCCACACACGAGACAUCUUUAAAAAAAAAAUAAAUAAUACAAAUAAAAUAAAAACGACAAAAAAAAUAUCAAAAACAAAAAAAAAAAAGAGCACUUUUACAUUUUGUUUACCUACCCGUAAAGCGUUAUAUCGGACGAAGACGAGGAAAUACAUUUUCCUUUUCUUACAAAUGGCCUCCUAGAUGAAAAAAGAAAAAAAAAUGUUUAAAAAAGGAUUAAGAAACAACUCAAUUGUUUUUUGGUACCCAGACAGCUUGACAGAAGAUAACACUCCCUGGUGUUUCUUAUUUUAUAAAUAUAUUAUAUAUAUUUUUUAUUUAUUUUGUUUUUUCAAAGGUACGGAUAUCUGCCAUAUUUGUUGCUAAUGAUAAAUCACCUUUUAGAGACGACCAAUUGGCAGGGACUUCCUGAAGAAGGCCUUACCGCUUUCUGAUUGGCUGGAUCAUUAACGCUCUCAAAUGCUCCAGAAGACAUCCAAUGGGGUUUUACGGUUCUGAGAGAGGAAAAAAAAAAUCACCUUCGUGAAAUGAGAAACACUUAGGAGCCACCAAUCGAAAACAAACAACCUAAUUUAAUAAUCAAAUGUACAUAAUGUAAAUUUCUAUGUGUCAAUUAUGUUAACUUAUUUCUUAUUUUCCGUUUAGAUUAUUUUAGCUCUUUGGUGUGCCAUUCUGGUGAGUUCAACUUAAACUAUUUUGAGAAUCUUCUUUUUUUUUUUUUUGUAAUUUUGAGACACGAUCAUGAAAUGUACAAUUUAUUUUCUUUGUCAGUGAGGUCUUUUUUUUUCUGUACGUAAGUUCUGUAAUCAAAGUUAUGUAUUUGGAGACAGGGUUGACGCAGAGACCUAGCGAGUUGGGCGGCCUGAUGACAGAAGGCCGAAACGGUGGUGAAGAUAUAAGAAUAGCUUUCUUUGUUCUAUCCUCUAACCUGGGUUCAUUUUUACAGGUGAUGUUCUCAUCAGGACAUUCUCUCCUCCUGUUCCCCACAUAUGUGCGGAAACAGUUCAGUGUGUGCUAAGGUGAUGACGUUCUCCUUCCUGUUUUAAAGAGGCAUAUUUCAUUGAGAUCAUAUUUAUGUAUAUAUAGCAAUGGCACAUGACCAUGAUGUUUGUUUUUUGUUUUUUUUUAUAUGAUAUGAUUUAGAGCCAUUUUAAUUCAUUAGAGGUGGUGUAAUAAUGGAAUUAUUGUGUUUUUUCCUGUCUGUAAUCUGUCUCUGCCUGGUUUUUAUUGACACGGGAUGAAAAUGUAAUCUGCAGAUUAAUGCAGAUUAAUACAGUGAGGCAGCAGGUUUUUUGAAAGAGUGACAGUUCCUAGGUUCACCCAGUGCAGAUAAUUCUCAGCACAAAUCAAAAUCAGAUUUUUAUCUUUCACACAAACAAGUUUUAAUAUUGUACCUGCGACACUGGAUCUGUAGCUGCUGGUAGACGGCAUCUUAUGAUUUAUUGCAUUUGUUCUUGUGAAAUAUUAUGGCUUCAAGCAUUAAUACUGCAUGAAUUCAGUUUCACUAGGAAAACACAUUAUCCUUGAAACUGUC
This is a messenger RNA of Conger conger (European conger), 4723 nucleotides long. RefSeq names its product NT-3 growth factor receptor-like. The coding region runs from base 627 to 3071 and encodes 814 amino acids. Lineage: Eukaryota; Metazoa; Chordata; Actinopteri; Anguilliformes; Congridae. The transcript is spliced from 18 exons. The record is from RefSeq and is a predicted model, not a curated record. Gene Ontology annotation, cellular component: axon; signaling receptor complex; plasma membrane. Gene Ontology annotation, biological process: protein phosphorylation; cellular response to nerve growth factor stimulus; cell surface receptor protein tyrosine kinase signaling pathway. Gene Ontology annotation, molecular function: ATP binding; neurotrophin binding; neurotrophin receptor activity.